UCUUGAGUUGUAAGAAUAAAUUUCAGCUGUCGUCUUUACUAGGAUUUUAAUCCAUGUACUUGUGUUUCAUGUCUGACUUCUAAUUAAGAGCACAAUAAUAUUACCUUUUUUACAUUUUUUGUUCUGGAAUAUUUUCUUUCUUUUUGUACACGUUCAAUGUGCAGAAACAAUAUCUUAUUAAAAUUGACAUGUAUGGAAGAUGUUCUAGGACACAGAUUUGAUCAAGACCAUAAGCAGACCCUCUGGCAAAACUUGCUUGCUUCGCUCUAAGUGGUUUAUUUCAGAUGUAAAAGGAUACAGGACAGGGCCAGAAAGCUUAAUGUUGUUUUUCCUGAAGAGUCUGUAUAAAAGCUACCGUUGGAUAAAGUGGCAUCAUAACUACAUGAUCCAAAACAUGUUUAUUUCCAGCUUUCCAAAUGUAUUGCACAUUCAGCUAAUACAAAUGUUUUGGCUGUGACCCCAGUCCUUAACAUUUUAUAUUUACGAAAGAGUUAGAAACUGCUUAAAUCUGAGUCUAAUUAAUGCAAACCUGAUUUACAUACAUUAAACCAUGUUAUACAUAAUUCAUAACAUCAUAUUAGCAAAGCUAUUUGACAUAGAGCAAGAGGAACAGAAAUGAAUGCAGUGUAAUUUAAGGAUUAAGCCCGAAUUAUGUGUUUUGUAUGUUAAGAGGGUAUCUUGGGCAGCGAAACUAGCUGUGCAGGUGGAAGUGUGCCAAACUGCUCUGUAGUAGGUAGGUCACUUUCACUAGUUAUGUAAACAUGCUUCACAAGUGCAACUGGUCUACUUUAGGCAGUUAUACAAAACUGGCCACGCAUUUUGCUACCCUUGACAAGGUCAAGGUACGCUCAUCUAAAGUAUAUGUUUCUGCAGUUUCGCAUUAUUUAUUUUACCAUUAUGAAAACUAUGAUGUAGCAAAAAAUAGUUUACUUAUAAAAAUAACUACAUUGUAUGUUUCAAGUCAAGCCAUUUGUUUCUCUGUGUAAUACUAAAUUCAAAACUUCAGAGUUAAGUUGGCCAGCGUAAUAAUUGAAAAAUAUUAAACUGCUUUGAGAAGUAUUUUUUCCCCUUUAAACACAUUAAUUUGCCUUCAGGCUAGAAAUCUGUGUACCAAAUUUCAGACUGAUCCUUUAGAGCAAAAACAUAUUUAAGCGCCUCAAACUAAGAUUUCACGUGGAAAAUGUAACCCAUCCUUAAUUACAGUUGCAUCACAACACUAGCGGCAUUCCACUAACGUUGCAUAAAGCCUUGCUUGCCCCUCCUGAGUGCACUAAAUAUAAAUGUGCAUGAGCAGCAGAAGUAUUUUUGCCUGAUAACUGAAUCAGCUAAAUAAUGUUUGUACUAAAAUUGUUUAUCUGGACAUCACUUUCUCUGGUAAAGCCAUUCGUCAAACCUGAUAAAUAAGUGGAAUCAUAAUUACACUUUCUCAUUAAUUUUAGAUGCUGUCUCAUUAUUUUGUUGCUUGCCUGAGAAAUUAAUGGUUCCACUUGUCACGCUGUCAAAGUAUAUAUAUUUGUUUGGAAAACAGGAAUUUUUUUUUAACAUUGUAACUGCAGUUAAGCAGUUCUGUGGAGUCCUGCUUUUCUUGAGUUACUCACCAAUCCGCAGGUACAGAAACCCUGGCACACUGAGUUCAUUCUUCUGAAAUCUAUUGCAUUGACAUGGGGUUAUGGACUCUUGGAACAUAUUUUUCUGUGUGUAAUUGAUUGCACAGCAGUUUGCUGAAUGCUAUUCAGAAGGCUAAUUGCAUAUUAAGAUAAUUCUUUUUCUGUAGCUCAAGAUAGGUUAUAAAUUUCACAAAAGACUGAUUUUCUCUGUGUUGUAGCAUGUCUAUGACUAUUGAGUAUUAAGGGUGAACUGCACCAAAGUGCCAGUCCAAAUGCCCCCUCUUUAAUUCAGAGUUUGUAUCUGAAGCUUAUGGAAUAUUUUCUGCAAAGCUGAAACAUAUCAUGCUAAUCUAUCAUGCCAGAUAUCAUGCUAAUUUGGGGGCGAGGGGAGGGAGGGCUUGUGUGUGUGUGUGUGUGUGUGUGUUUUUUGUUUUUAUUUUCACAGCUUGUCAACUGGUGAAUAGAACGUGUUCAGAGAGGUUUCGGUGGUUGUGAGGAUGUAGCAAAGCUGGUCUGUUUGAGGUCUUCCUGGCUGUUCUCCACUGCUGAUGUGCUUGCUUACUUUCACCUUUCUUGGAUGGAAACAGGGACAAAAACAAACGCUGCUGUUCCUCUGAGCUGCAAGAACUCUUGCUUGUACCGCUCAGUGAAAAGAAUGGCAAAAAGAAAUGUCCUCAUUACGGGUUGUUCCUCAGGAAUUGGACUGGCUUUAGCUGUAAAAAUGGCAAGAGAUGAACAGAAAAGAUUUAAAGUGUAUGCCACGAUGCGCAACCUGGCCAAGAAAGAGGCGCUUGAGGAGGCUGUAGGUGGCAGGCUGGGCAAAACCCUGGAAAUUAAACAGCUGGAUGUCUGCGAUGAACAGUCCAUUAAAACUUGUGUGAAUAGUAUCCCUGACAGAAGGAUUGAUGUCUUAGUUAGCAAUGCUGGAAUGGGACUCAUUGGACCUAUUGAAUGUCAGACCAUAGAGGAAAUGAAAACUGUGAUGGAUACCAACUUCUUUGGACUGGUUCGACUCCUGAAGGAGAUUUUACCUGAUAUGAAGAAGAGAAAGAGCGGGCAUAUAGUUAUAAUAAGCAGUGUUAUGGGAAUACAAGGUAUCUUAUUUAAUGAUGUUUAUGCUGCGUCUAAGUUUGCUGUGGAAGGAUUCUGCGAAAGCUUAGCUAUACAGGCACUCAAGUUUAAGCUCCAGUUAAGUCUGAUUGAACCCGGCCCAGUGGUCACAGAGUUUGAAAGAAAAGUUUUUGAAGAUGGAAUGAAAAUGGAUCUUUCAGCUGCAGACAAGGAAACAGCUGAGAUGUUUACUAACAUUUACCUUAAAAAUUACAAACAAAUUUUCCAGAGCCUGGGGCAAAGUGCUGAGGAUGUUGCAGAGCAUACAGUAAAGAUAAUUCUUGCAGAGAAUCCGCCUUUUCGCCAUCAGACCAACACCUUGUAUACUCCGAUGACAACUCUGAAGUAUGCAGAUCCAAAUGGAGAUCUACCCAUUGAUACAUUCUACAAAAUGGUUUUUCAUCAUGACAAAGUCUUCAGCGCGAGUCUUAACUUUAUCAAACUGCUAAGGUGGAGAAGUAGAAAGAGCUUUGACCUGGGAAAACCCUCACAAUAAAUGCCAGUUUAUUCUGUGUACAUCUGAAUAAUUUGUUCUAGCUACUGAUAACACAGUAUGUUGUUAUUAAAAUGUAUUUGCUCUGUAAUUGUUAAAAAGGCAAUCAAGAUGUUUGUUUGAGCUUAGCUAAGAUAUUCAGCUCAGUUUAUUUAUCUUGAACUUUACAGUUUCCAGACUCUUGAAAGUAAAAUCUUCUACAGGUUUGGUCAGUUUAGCUCUUGCCUUUUACAGAGAUCAGUUUUUGUGGAAAUGUGAACAUUAAUUGACAUUUAUGUAUUAAAUACUAAUCUGAUCCCCUUCACUUACUAGACUAUAACAUAACCUGAGAUGUGUACUGCAUGUAAAUUAUGGAUAGAUUCUCAAAUCAUAAAAUUAUUUUAUCCUUCUGCUUACUAGUAUGGUAACUCCUCAAUCACAGUAGCAUCACACUUCCAGAAAUCAGGACUAACUGCAGAAUAUACAAGAACAAUACCCGUCAAUCCUUUAAAAAGUGCAACUAGAGUAUUUUAAUAUUAUUUUUACAUAUAUAUAUAUAUAUCACGUUAUGAA
Messenger RNA from Struthio camelus australis, 3762 nucleotides. Its product is annotated as retinol dehydrogenase 8. Gene Ontology annotation, molecular function: estradiol 17-beta-dehydrogenase [NAD(P)+] activity. Lineage: Eukaryota; Metazoa; Chordata; Aves; Struthioniformes; Struthionidae. Gene Ontology annotation, biological process: estrogen biosynthetic process. The record is from RefSeq and is a predicted model, not a curated record. Gene Ontology annotation, cellular component: cytoplasm; cytosol.